UGUCUGUCAUUGAGAAACAUGGCUGCCUCCACGGGUGCUGCAAACACUGCUGCCGCCGACUUACAAGGUGCAGCUUCGGCCGGUUCGAGUAUAGACAGCCCGCCGAUUCAGUACAGUAUGAUCCUGGACCAUCUCAUCGGGGACAAGAGGGCCGUGAAGGACCUGAGCCCCGGCGUUAUGGGGGGACUGGGGGCGCCUCAUAAAAGCGACGAGCAGAAGAUGAUCGAGAGGGCAAUGGAGAGCUGUGCCUUCAAGGCGGUUCUGGCCUGUGUGGGAGGGUUUGUCCUCGGAGGAGCUUUUGGUGUUUUUACGGCAGGCAUCGAUACCAAUGUUGGCCUCGACCCCAAAGACCCAAUGAAAACCCCGUCGGCACGAGAAGUCCUCAAAGACAUGGGCCAGAGGGGGAUGUCAUACGCCAAGAACUUUGCCAUCGUGGGCGCCAUGUUCUCCUGCACAGAGUGCAUCAUAGAAUCACACCGAGGGAAAUCUGACUGGAAGAACGCGGUGUACAGCGGCUGUGUGACAGGAGGAGCCAUUGGAUUUCGUGCUGGUCUGAAGGCCGGGGUUCUGGGAUGCGGAGGCUUUGCUGCGUUCUCCGCUGCCAUUGAAUAUUAUUUACGGUGAACCAAAGAGUGACUCUAUUCGGACUUUAUGGAUGUGCGUGUGGACGAGCCCUGUGACGAAUAGGACUCGUCAAUAGUUACCUGCACGUGGAGGAUUGACACAAAAGCAGAGCUGAUGUUUUUGGUGGAAGUUCCUAUUUGAGUACAGUGGGCAGAAAAAUACUCAUUACUUCUACCAUGUGGAGUACUUCACGUGGAGAAUCUCCAGAAACUGAGCAGAGUGGAUCUGCUUCUGUGUUGAAGAAAUGUCAUGAAAAUGUUCUUAUUGUAGAACAUUAGUAUGAUGUGUCUACUGAACUAAUCUACAUCAAAUUAUUUUUAUUAAAGUUGUUUUUUUUGUUAA
Molecule: messenger RNA, 966 nt
Organism: Anarrhichthys ocellatus (wolf-eel)
Lineage: Eukaryota; Metazoa; Chordata; Actinopteri; Perciformes; Anarhichadidae
Gene: timm22
Product: translocase of inner mitochondrial membrane 22 homolog (yeast)
Exons: 4
Coding region: 19-624 (201 amino acids)
Biological process (GO): protein insertion into mitochondrial inner membrane
Cellular component (GO): TIM22 mitochondrial import inner membrane insertion complex
Molecular function (GO): transmembrane protein transporter activity
Source: RefSeq, a predicted model, not a curated record